This is a messenger RNA of Aspergillus niger, 1164 nucleotides long. RefSeq lists its product as uncharacterized. Gene Ontology annotation, cellular component: endoplasmic reticulum. The transcript has a single exon. Gene Ontology annotation, biological process: ergosterol biosynthetic process. Gene Ontology annotation, molecular function: sterol 24-C-methyltransferase activity. NCBI's taxonomy places the organism in Eukaryota, Fungi, Ascomycota, Eurotiomycetes, Eurotiales, Aspergillaceae. The record is from RefSeq and is a predicted model, not a curated record. The coding region runs from base 1 to 1164 and encodes 387 amino acids.
AUGGAUACCCAAACAACCGUCUUGGCGUCGCGCCAGUCCGGCCGGAGCUCCGAGAGCAGCUCUCUGGACGCUGUUGAGAAGCAGAAGCUCGCCAACAAGGAGCUUCCCCAAACUCGCCCUGAUCUGCACAAUUCGGCGUCUCCCAAGCGAUGGAAGACCUUCUGGAAGGCCUUCCGGUAUCUGAACAACCUCACCCCCAAGCAGGUCGAUGACUUCAUGGCAUCCUACGUCAUCUACAAUCUCGACUGGUCUGACGAGAAAGCGAUGAUUGAGACGCUAGGUCCGGACUAUCAGGCAAAGGUUGGCGACUGCCUUAAGGCGUACUAUGGGGUGCUCAACCACUUGUGCGCGCUGGGCGACGUGGAGAAGAUGUACAUUCCCCCAUUCAUGAGCAAGAAGGCGACCGUGCUGGAGAACCAGUUGUUGUACGAGGAAUCGAUUGCGCAGGAUAUCGGCCUAAGCGCCGGUGAUCACGUGUUGGACCUGGGUUGCGGUCGCGGAAGAGUGGCCGCUCACAUGACGCAAUACUCCGGCGCGAAGGUCACGGGACUUAACAUCGAUCCCAAUCAGAUUGGCCAGGCGAAGACUUACAACGAGAAGCUCGGCUUCACCAACAACUCCUUCGUCGUCCAGGAUUUCAACAGUCUUCCCCUGCCCUUUGAGGAUGCUAGCUUCGACGCCUUCUACCAGAUCCAAGCGCUCAGUCUGUGCAAAGACCUUCCCUCCCUCUUCCGCGAAAUCUACCGCGUCGUCAAACCCGGCGCCAAGAUCUCCCUCCUGGAUUGGGUUAGCCUGCCCGACUAUGAUCCGAGCAACCCCGAGCAUGCCGAACUCAUGCGUCGCGUAAAGCCUCUGAUCGGUGCUGUUGGCACUCCCACCCCCGAAAGUCUCGAGAAAGCCCUUACCGAUGCCGGCUUCUCCGUCGUCCGCUCCGAUAAUGCCAGUGUUGGAGGUCUGCAGGCGCCCCUCAUCGACAAGGUUGACUUUUACUUCCGCUCCAUGCGCCAGGUCAUUCUGGGCCUGGUAAAGACCCACGUGUUGCCCCGCCACUUUAAGACCCUGAUCAACCGCUUGUGUCUCGAUGGCGAGGCUUUCAUUAAGAUGGAUACCAUGCGACUUGUGACGACCAGUUAUCGCAUCAUCGCCCAGAAGCCUCCUCAAUAA